AUGCAAGAAUCAGAAACAAAUUAAGUAAGCUAAUUUGAAAGUGAAGAUUAAUCUAAUCCAGCUUGUCCCAAUAAACCUAUAAUUCCUUAUCUUAUUCAAAAAAGCUUUGUUUAAAAAUCUGAUAACGCAAGUUAUCUAAAUUGGUAAUAGCCAGACUCAAAAAGAAAUAAGUCAUCUUUAGCUAUGAUUGGAACUACUUACAGUAAAUUAAAAUCGCGUGAAUGCUGCGAUUAGUUUGAAUAAAUAGCAACUGCUCAAAGAAAGGCUGUCCAAAAUUAGAUUCAAACAAUGACUCAAUUGAAUUAGCUAAUUCUAGACCAUUCUAAGUUAUUGGAAGAUAUGAUAGGAAAGAAGAAAGAGGAAGCAGAGAAAAAUAAAUCAUUAUCUGAUUAGUCUGAUAUUCAAAAAGAGGUUUCUGAAAAAGAAAGGAAAUUUAAAGAAUGGAAAGAGAAUUGCGAAAAAGAAAUAUCAUCAAAUUAAUAAAGGGAUCAUAAAAUAAAAGAGUUAAGGAAAAAGGCAGCAGAACUCGAGGAACAAUCAUAAAAGUCAAGCUAUACUAUUUCUUUAUCUUAAGAAGUUGAAACUUGGAAAAAUAAAUACAUCAAUCUCACAAAAUAGAAUGAUGAAACAUAAAAAAAAUUAAAAGAAUAUGAGAAUGAAUUAGAAUAACUGAAAUAAAAUUAGUCUUUGAGAGAUAGCGGUGUUUAAUAAUCAACAACUACUGUUACCACAACCAGAAAAAGAGGAACCAUUAAGCUUGCAGAACAGAUUUAAUAAUGA
Paramecium tetraurelia is the source of this 780-nucleotide messenger RNA. RefSeq lists its product as uncharacterized. NCBI's taxonomy places the organism in Eukaryota, Ciliophora, Oligohymenophorea, Peniculida, Parameciidae. The transcript has 3 exons. The record is from RefSeq and is a predicted model, not a curated record.